Messenger RNA from Mytilinidion resinicola, 1504 nucleotides. Its product is annotated as MRG-domain-containing protein. Gene Ontology annotation, cellular component: NuA4 histone acetyltransferase complex; nucleus; Rpd3S complex. Lineage: Eukaryota; Fungi; Ascomycota; Dothideomycetes; Mytilinidiales; Mytilinidiaceae. Bases 182 to 1147 code for a protein of 321 amino acids. The transcript has 4 exons. The record is from RefSeq and is a predicted model, not a curated record. Gene Ontology annotation, biological process: chromatin organization; regulation of DNA-templated transcription.
GCAACAUCCAUCUUCACCAUCGCCAUCUUGAAAACCCUCGCAAAUUCUCCCAACGCCCUUGCGAUUGCCUGUCCGCUGCAUCCUUACUGGCGGGUCAGAUCUCUGCGGUGGUGAAACUCAUUUCUCACUCCUCAUAUUUGUGCGAGGCGAUCAGCCUCCUUCAUCCUCACAGCUUCACAUCAUGGCGCCCUCAUCGGAGCCCAUGUACAAGAAAGACGAGAAAGCGCUUUGCUUCCACCAUGAGCUUUUGUAUGAAGCGAAAGUGUUGGACUCGAAGCUAGAGGAUCCAGAUGACAAGCGUAGUGCCUAUCUUUACAAGGUGCACUACAAAGGCUGGAAGAACACGUGGGAUGACUGGGUUCCGGAAGAUCGUCUUCGAAAGCUCUCUCCAGAAAACAAAGAGCUCGCGCACAACUUGCGGCAUGAUAUGCUACAAGCUCAGCGUAAUCAGCGUAGUGUGCCAGCAUCCAGCAAGAAGAAGACGCAGAGCUCGACUCGUGGGAGCGAGGAGCGACAGACAUCCGUCGCGGCAGGUCCCAGAGGACAGAAGAGGGGUAGAGACUAUGAGAUCGAAAAGGAGGAAUCGUUCCAAAGUCGCCUGGCCGUACGAAUCUACACACCGGACAGGCUCAAGAGCUUGUUGGUUGAUGACUGGGAAAAUGUUACCAAGAACCAGCAGCUAGUUCACCUUCCAUCGAAAAAGCCGGCAUCGCUUAUUCUCGACGAGUAUUUCGAGUACGAGAAGGCUAGAAGGCGAGCGGGAAGUGCUGAAUACGACAUCCUCGAGGAAGUCGUCCAAGGAUUAAAAGAGUACUUCAAUAAGAGUCUGGGUAGGAUCCUCCUUUACCGCUUUGAGCGGCAGCAGUUCUUCGAGAUUCACGAGCGGAUGGAGACUUCCGACGACACCUUGUCAGGGCAGCAGAUUGUGGACAUAUAUGGAGGAGAGCAUCUUCUCAGACUGUUUGUGUCAAUGCCGGAGCUAAUUGCGCAAACAAACAUGGACCACCAAUCGGUCAAUCGCCUUCGGGAGGAGCUCAGCAACAUGCUGAACUGGCUCUCGAAAGACGCGAAUGUGAACACGUUUUUCACGGCCACUUACGAGAGUCCCGGACAGGAGUACGCCGACAAGAACCGUGGGGCCCACUAAGGAGAUGACAUGCAGAAGGUGGAACCACAGAACGUGAUCGAUGUCCGAGUCGAUUUGGCUUAACCGAUGGACUGGCUGCUUUACUUCUCCGAGCACUUUUUAGUGGUUUUAUUGAUCCUAUCUCAAAACUUGGAUGGCGUGCGUGGAUGGCUUAAGGAGUACUCUGACCAGCCUGCGCGCGGCAACUCUUCACAUUGCAUUUUGCUUGCUGAGAAGAACACAGCACGGAACGGACAGGAUGGCUGGACGCUGGUCAUGCUUAAGUUCGGAGUACAUUGGCAGUCAUUCGGGGUUCUUCGGUGAAACCAAGUUACGGGCUUUACAGUUGCCCCGAAAGGAACGUUGUAAUUUUAGAAG